Notolabrus celidotus (New Zealand spotty) is the source of this 2006-nucleotide messenger RNA. RefSeq lists its product as uncharacterized. Bases 91 to 1134 code for a protein of 347 amino acids. Gene Ontology annotation, molecular function: protein heterodimerization activity; transmembrane transporter activity. The record is from RefSeq and is a predicted model, not a curated record. The transcript has 6 exons. Lineage: Eukaryota; Metazoa; Chordata; Actinopteri; Labriformes; Labridae. Gene Ontology annotation, cellular component: plasma membrane. Gene Ontology annotation, biological process: bile acid and bile salt transport.
UGUGUGUGUGUGUGUGUGUGUGUGUGUGUGAAGACUGAAGUCUGACCGUCCUCAUCCUCUUCAUUCGCACACACUCAGCAUCACACAGACAUGUUUGCUGUCAGGAUUUAUCUGUUUCUGCUGCUGCUGGCUCCUGCAGUAACCUUCAUGGUCUUCAACAGCAGACGCAGCCUGUGUCUGCAGGACUCAGCAGCCUCAGGUGAGGUGAUGCUCAGCAAUUGUGACCUGGACUCAGAGGCUCAGCAGUGGACCUGGAUUGAUCAGAGCAUGCUCGUGAACAUUGCAUCAUCUAGAUGUCUGCGGGCCCUGCAGGGGGGACCUUUGCGGACCCAGUCCUGCAGGGGGUCUGAGGUGGACCCUGCAGCGUUUCUGUGGGACUGUGACCGGGACAGGCUAAUCAGCAGGAACUCGUCCAUGUUGCUGUCCAUUGACGGAGGGCAUCCUGUCCUCUCACACAACAACAAACAGGCCAAGUGGAAGUCUGUUGACGGAGGGGACAUCUGCCUGGAGAGACUCAGAUCGAGGAGAGCUUCUCAUGAACCUGAUGAGUUUGAGGAGUCAGGUGUGCAAACAGGUGAGCGAGUGGCCUUGACAGAGGAGCAGAAACAGUACCUCCGCUGGUUCUACCGCACAGAGGACCCAACCACCUGGAAGUUUGUGCUUUUAGGUCUCGCCUUUUUCUGCCUGCUGAUUGGCUUUUUGCUGUUGGGGAUGGGAGCCAUGGCAAACAAGAACAGGAAGAAGAUUGCUAAGUACAAAGCAGCAGCAGCUCAGGCUCAGAUGAGUGAGGGCGAGCAGCUCCGGUUAAUUUCAGUGCUUAGAGAAGACAGCAUCACUAAACCCUCACCGUCGCCUGGCAGGCUGCAGCAAGGAAACAAACCCCCACCAUCUAACGGGGAGCCAACUGAGCUCAGAGCAGGAGACAUCGUGGUCACAUGGAAGGACGGCAACACCUCCUGCCUGUACAACGAUCCUGCACCAGAGGAGGAGCAACAGGAGGAGCAUCAAGUGGAGCAACAGGAGGAGCAACAUGAGGAGCAACUGGAGGAGCAACAUGAGGAGCAACAGGAGGAGCAACAGGAGAAGCAACAGGUGGAGGUGGCAGCUGAUGAGUCAAUGAAAGCAGAGGAGUAAAGAGUUCAGAUUACUGAUGUGUUUGCAUACUCCUCACCUGACUUUUAGCUACUUCACCAACCACUUCUCCAGAUCAUUCAGUUUAACUCACCUUGGUUAAUGUCAGGUGAGGAACACUCACUCCUCAAACCCAUCAGUGUCCUGCCCAGGUGUUCAUGUCCUCACCUGGACUCUCCCACAGUUGGUUAACCUCCUCCUACAUGAAGUCUCUCUGGAUGAGCUUAUCUCUCUGCUCAGAUUUUACAUCAUGAUUGGUUCACAACAUGAAAGUUAGAUCUAAUAAUCUUUAUCAAUCAGAUAUGUGUGAGGUAUAAAUGAAGGCAGAGCCUGUAAGCAGUUAGCCUAGCGUAGCAUAGGGACAGUAACAGAUUGUAAAUGGGAAACAACAGAGAUCAAUUGACUUCACAAAUGUGUUAAUGAGAAAGAUUCUACUUUAGAUAACCUUUGUACACAACUAAGCAAGCUUUCCCCUCUGUUUACCAUCUUUAUGCUAAGCUAACCACAUGCUUACUGUGUCUUCAUAUUGUAAACACAGACAUAAGGGUGCCUUGAUAUCAGUAUCUGUCAGGAAGUAUCAUGUUCAUGCAUCACAGACCUGUUCCUUUACGUACUGUAGUUAGCAACAUUAGAAAAAUGUUAUUCUUAAUGAUGACCUUUGACCUCACUUGGCUGUAGAGCUCAUGUGUUUCCUGUUGCAGCUUGUUUGUUUAGUUUGAACACAGAAAGUGAAAAUAUAAAUUCAGAGAAUAUGAUUUAGAUUAGCUGAUAUUUAUACGUUUCUGUGUUUAAUGACUGUAAACGACCAACAUUUACUCUAUUUGACACAAACAGCUGCUGCACUGAGAGGUCAAUAAAGGAGACUAUGAAAAAUA